AUGUUGGACGAUUCAAAAGUUCCAACUCAAACUCAUCAAGUGACUACAGAUGCAAACGGAAACACUCUACCUCAACAACAGAGUGACCCUCCUUUAGACAUAUACCUCCUUCAACAACAAUAUAAUCCAGCUCUCGACCAAGAACUUUUCCAAAUUCAGCCCAGCGCCAUUCCAGCAAAUUUAGUACAAUAUAAUUCUCAACCUUAUUUUUAUUUAACGAAUAAUGGAGUUACAACACCCCUUUAUAAUGUGCAACAGCAGCACCCUCCACGAGCUUACAAGAAUGAAUAUAAAUCAAACGAAAAUCCUUUUAAAAAAGAAGACGAGCAAGAACACGAGGUACUAACCACAUCACUUGUUAAAGUAUUCAAAGAUCACAACUGUUCACAAGACGAUACUACUUCAGAUGCAGUUGUGAAAGAAAUCGAACAUGAUACAAGCAAACCUAAUAAACUUUCAACUGAACUAUCAAAUUAUGAAGUGCGAAAUAUAAAUGGUAAUUUUGGUGAAAAGGACACUACUCCAAGAGCUCUUACUUAUAGAGGGGCAGUGCAUUUUAGAGUAGAACAACCCCGAGGGAAUGCACGAAGUGAAAGAUUUUACUACACUACAAUAUCUCCUUCGAUACAAACAUCUACAAAUAAUAAUGAAUAUUACAAAGACGAAGGCAUAACUAAACUAGUAGAAUCUACACAAGAUCUCGUAUCAAAUGAAGAUUUGUUGAGAAUAAAUCACGCUGCUGAACAGCAUGUCAAUAUAAACACAGAAGAUUUGAUCAAACCCCGGUCCAGAUUCAGUUUGAAAAGCGAACAGUCCAGAUAUAGCUCUAGUUAUAAUUGGCCAAGAAAUAAAUUUACAGUGAAAGCAAAGAUAGGCAAAAUAGUAGAUUCUGAAAGUAGGAACAUUGAAAAUGGAAGAAAACAACAUGCUUUGCAAACAAAUCCUAAGGAAUAUAAAUUUGUCACACCGAUAGUAGUGGCGGAUACAAGUGACAAUAAUUAUAAAGAACAAAUUGUAAAUAAUUUAGUAUCUACAAUGGUCCCAUAUAUUGCAGAUGGUUAUGAAAUAGUAGGCGUUAAAAAUACUUUUCAAGAUGAAAAACAGGAGAUUGAAAAUGAUGCAAAUCAAUACAAAUCUGUUGAUGUUACUCCCAGACCUAUCGGGCAGAAAUAUUUAGCACCUAUUACUGUUGCACUUAGACUUUUGAAUGCAAAUGACACUGAAACUUUAAACUCAGUUGAAGAUCAUGAAGCUUCAGACAGUGAACAUAUACCAAAAAGAGUACAGAGACCUAAACAAGAGAAAACUAUUGUUGAAAUCCAAGAGUCUAUUCCAGUUUCAAUAACACACAUUAACGACGUCGAAGUACACGAGUACUUAGACGAAGGAAGAAGUAAUGAGAAAGGUCCAUUUGACAUCGCAAAAUCUCUCUUUAACCGAUAUGUAGACGCUAUAGAGUCUUCUAAGAAGAUUCAAAAGAAUAUGAACGACAUACUAUACAAAUAUGGAACAAUGAACAAUUACGAAAGUAAAAAUGGUGAUGGAAGGAAUGAUGAUGACGAACAAAAUAAUCUCCAACAAGAUAACAAUAAUGAAGAAGAUAAUUUAGACUCAAGUGAAAAUAUGCAAUCACACGUACAAAUUAGACCAAAUGAUGACACCGACAAUCAAAGAAGUGAACUAGUCGACUAUUACAAUGAAUACGACAGUAAAAAAAUUAUUCAACCUAUAGUUAUUGAAAAGCAGGUGCCGAUUACUCAAUUUGUAGACCGUUUCAUCGAAAAACAGGUACCUUAUCCAGAGCCAGUCGAGGUAGUGAAAACAGUCCCUGUAGAUAGGCCUGUCCCUAUUCCUGUCCCUUAUGAGAAAAUCGUCGAAAAACCUGUGGAAGUAACGAGAUAUGUAGAUAAACCAUAUCCAGUAGAAAUUCAUCAUCCGUAUCCGGUAGGUGUGCCCUAUCCAGUGGAACAAAAAGUGUUCGUAGACCGUCCUGUACACGUGCCGUAUCCAAUAGAGAAACUUGUCGAAAAACAAGUAAUACAGACCGUGCCAGUGCCGACACCAGUAGCUGUACCCGUCGAAGUACCAGUGCCGGUUGAACAGAAAGUAUUAUAUCCAGUUCCAAUAGAAACCCCUGUGGCUGUACCUAUUGAAGUCGAAAAACCUGUACCAGUAGAAAGGGUUGUGCACAAAGAGGUACCAGUACCAUAUCCUGUCGAAAAACGAGUACCGUACCCAGUCCCAUACGAGACCAGGGUACCAGUACCGUACGCAGUCGAAAAAAAGGUCCCGGUUACAGUCGAAAAAAUUGUCGAGAAACCAGUAACUGUUACUAAAUAUGUAGACAGGCCGGUUCACAUUCAAGUACCGGUACCGCAACCAGUCCCCGUACCUAUUCAUGUAAGAGAACCUUAUCCAGUCGAUAGAAUCGUAGAAAAAAAGGUUCCUUACCCAGUCCCGGUGGAUAGAAUCGUAGAAAAGAAAGUGCCCGUUAAAGUACCUUAUCCAGUACAAACUGUUGUGGAAAAAAUAGUGGAGAAACCAGUGGUCGUCACGAAAUACGUGGACAAACCAUAUCCAGUUGAGAAAAGAGUGCCCUACCCAGUUCAAGUUCCAUACGAAGUAAAAGUGCCUUAUCCAGUUGAAAGAAUAGUGGAGAAGCCAGUUCAUAUACCAGUGCGAGUGCCAUACCCAGUGGAGAAAAUAAUCGAGAAACCUUUUGCCGUGUAUUCGUAUGGUUAUAGCCACAACACACAGCAACAACAACAAUCCCAAAUUGCGCCACAAUAUAUAAAAUACGACAACGUGGACAAUCAGAAAGGUUUAAAUCAUAAUCAAGCGCAGAAAAACAUUCUACAUGCAACACAAUCUCAAAUUCAGCAUUUAAGAGAAAACCUUAAACAGCCAGUGCAGAGUACGCAUUGGGGAAACCAGUACGCAUCUUCGUACCAAUAUGUUAAUACAAGUCAGCAAGCAAAGGACUUCAACUUCAAAAGAAAUCUAGUCGACUACAUAAAUUACAUGACUAAUGCACAGUCAAAUAAUUAUCACGGACCACCUCCUAUGGCAAAUUAUGAUGAUUGGUGGCAAAAAAACAAAGACUACGUUGUUGAAAUGAAGGUUAGACGUACAGACAGGACUCCUAAAGUAACCAAGCUGAGGAUAGAGUACGGAGGUUUUAAGCCACCUUUAAUACCCAGCACUGAGGUAGACCUAGAUGGUCUACCGAUAAACAAAAGUAAGAAUCAAUCGUAAAUUUUUAAGGACGUACUAAAUUUAA
Messenger RNA from Diatraea saccharalis (sugarcane borer), 3280 nucleotides. The record is from the annotation of a GenBank genome assembly. Lineage: Eukaryota; Metazoa; Arthropoda; Insecta; Lepidoptera; Crambidae.